AUGGUCCCACGCUCACAUUAUCCCAGUACAUCUGUUGCCGGUGUGGACAUGGCAUUCACAUGCAUGUCGACUACGUCUCAAUGGUUGUCCAUCAUUGUCUUGCAACUCAAUGUACUGCCUAUGUGCAAAAGGCAUACACCUCUGGCGCAGCGUUGCACAUGUGAAGCCCAACUUUGCGACCACAUCGCUACCAAUAAUCCAUACCAUUCUGCGGAACCAUGGAAUAUUUUGGAUUUCAUGGACAGUGAUGGCCCUUCUGGUGUAAACACGAUCAACAAUGGUCCUUUCAUGCCAAGAUCCGGGUUCUUUUCUUCCAACACUUCUGAACAAAACCUUAUCCCAGUCACUCCAACACAUAUGUCCUCACCUUAUAUCAGUUCCUAUGCAUUCAACUCUUCCCACGAUGCGAGGAACACUGGUAUCCCCUUCAUUCCCACACCAGUUUCUUCCCCCUCAGGAAGUAGCAUCUCAGUCGGUAUUCAACCGGAUAUCACUCAGAUCCAAGCUUAUAUCUCAGACGAUUCUUUUGUCCACUACCAGGACAAUUUCACUAACAACACCUAUGCUCAUCAGCCAGGCUGCAACAUGAUGAAUGGGCACCCCGCCGUCCAAAUACCAGGGUCAUUUGAAUCCAAUAUACGACAUGAUGCCUGAGGCCUGGUUGUACCCAUACACUUAGGACACAACCACCACCACAAUAUAACUUCUCACCUCCUCCACCGAAUUUUCUACACAUCACUUCGUCUCCUUAUUCCUCGUUGUCAUGAGCCUCAAUAUUUUUCAACUUGACACAUGAUCAUCCCAAGUCUUUGCCCUCCAUUUCCAUUUCCAGUUUUGUUCCUUCUGUAACGCACUAGUAGGGAUGUGCACCGUAUCCGUAAUACGGUGGAUACAUAUGGCACACACGGAUACGGGUCUGUACCGUUGCGAGUGCG
Desarmillaria tabescens is the source of this 935-nucleotide messenger RNA. RefSeq lists its product as uncharacterized. The record is from RefSeq and is a predicted model, not a curated record. The transcript has 2 exons. Lineage: Eukaryota; Fungi; Basidiomycota; Agaricomycetes; Agaricales; Physalacriaceae. Bases 1 to 654 code for a protein of 217 amino acids.